Lepus europaeus (European hare) is the source of this 8783-nucleotide messenger RNA. RefSeq names its product glutamate ionotropic receptor NMDA type subunit 3A (gene GRIN3A). Gene Ontology annotation, molecular function: transmitter-gated monoatomic ion channel activity involved in regulation of postsynaptic membrane potential; NMDA glutamate receptor activity. Gene Ontology annotation, biological process: synaptic transmission, glutamatergic; modulation of chemical synaptic transmission; ionotropic glutamate receptor signaling pathway. The record is from RefSeq and is a predicted model, not a curated record. The coding region runs from base 197 to 3544 and encodes 1115 amino acids. Lineage: Eukaryota; Metazoa; Chordata; Mammalia; Lagomorpha; Leporidae. Gene Ontology annotation, cellular component: plasma membrane; postsynaptic membrane. The transcript has 9 exons.
CGAGCGCUGGGUCUGCUGAGGGCGCGCUAGACUCCAACUUGGAUGGCCCGGGGACUGCUCCAGCUCCUGAGACCGCCGCACCGCGUCGAGGGAAGCUGCGCGCGGGACCUGGAGGCGCAGACCUUAGGCGGCGGCGGCUGCCGAGGGGCGAGCCAGGCGCAGGAGGGGGCGCGCUUUCUCCCUGCGGGUCUCAGUAAUGAGGAGACUGAGUUUGUGGUGGCUGCUGAGCAGGGUCUGUCUGCUGCUGCCGCCGCCCUGCGCAUUGGUGCUGGCCGGGGUGCCCGGCUCCUCCUCGCACCCACAGCCCUGCCAGAUCCUCAAGCGCAUCGGGCACGCGGUGAGGGUGGGCGCGGUGCACUUGCAGCCCUGGACCACAGCCCCCAGCGCAACCAGCCGCGCUCCGGACGGCAGCCGGGCAGGUGCCCAGAGGGAUGAGCCGGAGCCAGGGACUUGGCGGCCCCCGGCGCCCUCCCCGGGCGCACGCUGGCUGGGAAGUGCCCUCCAUGGCCGGGGGCGGCUGGGCGCUCGGAAGCCGGGGGAGGGCGCAGGGGCUGAGACCCUCUGGCCACGGGACGCCCUUCUAUUCGCCGUGGACAACCUGAACCGCGUGGAAGGGUUGCUGCCCUACAACCUGUCUCUGGAAGUAGUGAUGGCCAUCGAGGCGGGCCUGGGCGACCUGCCGCUCCUGCCCUUCUCCUCCCCCAGCUCGCCGUGGAGCAGUGACCCCUUCUCCUUUCUGCAGAGUGUGUGCCACACCGUGGUGGUGCAAGGGGUAUCGGCGCUCCUGGCCUUCCCCCAGAGCCAAGGCGAGAUGAUGGAGCUUGACUUGGUCAGCUCUGUCCUGCACAUUCCAGUGAUCAGCAUCGUGCGCCACGAGUUUCCGCGGGAGAGUCAGAAUCCCCUUCACCUACAACUGAGUUUAGAAAAUUCAUUAAGUUCUGAUGCUGAUGUCACUGUCUCAAUCCUGACCAUGAACAACUGGUACAAUUUUAGCUUGUUGCUGUGCCAGGAAGACUGGAACAUCACCGACUUCCUUCUUCUCACCCAGAAUAAUUCCAAGUUCCACCUCGGGUCUAUCAUCAACAUUACUGCUAACCUCUCCUCCACCAAGGACCUCGUGAGCUUCCUGCAAGUCCAGCUGGAGAGCGUUAAGAAUAGCACACCCACAAUUGUGAUGUUUGGCUGUGACAUGGAAAGUAUCCGGCAGAUUUUUGAAAUUACCACCCAGUUUGUGGUGACACCCUCUGAGCUUCGUUGGGUACUGGGAGAUUCCCAGAAUGUGGAGGAACUGAGGACAGAAGGUCUGCCAUUAGGGCUCAUCGCUCAUGGAAAAACAACACAGUCUGUUUUCGAGUACUACGUACAAGAUGCCAUGGAACUGGUCGCACGAGCCGUCGCCACAGCCACCAUGAUCCAGCCAGAACUUGCUCUCAUUCCCAGCACGAUGAACUGCAUGGAUGUGAAAACCACCAAUCUCACUUCAGGACAAUAUUUAUCAAGGUUUUUAGCCAACACCACCUUCAGAGGCCUCAGUGGUUCCAUCAAAGUGAAAGGUUCCACCAUCAUCAGUUCAGAAAACAACUUUUUCAUCUGGAAUCUGCAACAUGACCCCAUGGGAAAGCCAAUGUGGACUCGCUUGGGCAGCUGGCAGGGAGGAAAGAUUGUCAUGGACUAUGGAAUAUGGCCAGAGCAGGCCCAAAGGCACAAAACCCAUUUCCAACACCCGAGUAAGCUACAUUUGAGAGUGGUUACCCUGAUUGAGCAUCCAUUUGUCUUCACAAGGGAGGUAGAUGAUGAAGGUUUAUGCCCUGCUGGCCAACUCUGUCUCAAUCCCAUGACUAAUGACUCUUCCAUAUUAGACAGCCUUUUUAACAGUCUCCACAGCAGUAAUGAUACAGUACCCAUAAAAUUUAAGAAGUGCUGCUAUGGAUAUUGCAUUGAUCUGCUGGAAAAGCUAGCAGAAGACAUGAACUUUGACUUUGACCUCUACAUUGUUGGGGAUGGAAAAUAUGGAGCCUGGAAGAAUGGGCACUGGACUGGGCUGGUGGGUGAUCUCUUGAGUGGGACUGCCCACAUGGCAGUUACUUCCUUCAGCAUCAAUACUGCACGGAGCCAGGUGAUAGAUUUCACCAGCCCUUUCUUCUCUACCAGCUUGGGUAUCUUAGUGAGGACCCGAGACACAGCUGCUCCCAUUGGAGCCUUCAUGUGGCCACUCCACUGGACUAUGUGGUUGGGGAUUUUUGUGGCUCUGCACAUCACUGCCAUCUUCCUCACUCUGUAUGAAUGGAAGAGUCCCUUUGGUAUGACUCCCAAAGGGCGGAAUAGAAGUAAAGUCUUCUCUUUCUCUUCAGCCUUGAAUGUCUGUUAUGCUCUCUUGUUUGGAAGAACAGUAGCCAUCAAACCCCCAAAAUGUUGGACUGGAAGAUUUCUAAUGAACCUUUGGGCCAUUUUCUGUAUGUUUUGCCUUUCUACAUAUACGGCAAACUUGGCUGCUGUCAUGGUAGGUGAGAAGAUCUAUGAAGAGCUUUCUGGAAUACAUGACCCUAAGCUGCAUCAUCCCUCCCAAGGCUUCCGCUUUGGAACUGUCCGGGAAAGCAGUGCUGAAGAUUAUGUAAGACAAAGCUUCCCAGAGAUGCAUGAGUAUAUGAGAAGGUACAAUGUACCAGCUACCCCUGAUGGAGUGGAGUUUUUGAAGAAUGAUCCAGAGAAACUAGACGCCUUCAUCAUGGACAAAGCCCUUCUGGAUUAUGAAGUGUCAAUAGAUGCUGACUGCAAACUUCUAACUGUGGGGAAGCCAUUUGCCAUAGAAGGAUAUGGCAUUGGUCUUCCACCCAACUCUCCACUGACUUCCAAUAUAUCUGAGCUGAUCAGUCAGUACAAGUCACAUGGGUUUAUGGACGUGCUGCAUGACAAAUGGUACAAGAUGGUUCCAUGUGGCAAGAGAAGUUUCGCUGUAACUGAGACUUUGCAAAUGGGCAUCAAACACUUCUCAGGACUCUUCGUGCUGCUGUGCAUUGGAUUUGGUUUGUCCAUCUUGACAACCAUUGGUGAGCACAUAGUAUACAGGCUGCUGCUACCACGAAUCAAAAACAAAUCCAAGCUACAAUACUGGCUCCACACCAGCCAGAGAUUGCAUAGAGCAUUAAACACAUCAUUUGGAGAGGAAAAGCAACAGCGUUUCAAGACCAAACGUGUGGAAAAGAGAUCCAAUGUGGCACCCAGGCAGCUCAUGGUGUGGAAUACUUCCAGUCUGAGUCACGACAACCAACGAAAAUACAUCUUUAGUGAUGAGGGAGGACAAAAUCAGCUGGGCAUCCGGACGCCCCAGGACAUCCCUCUCCCUCCAAGGAGAAGAGAGCUCCCUGCCUCUCUGACCACCAAUGGGAAAGCAGACUCCGUAAACGUAGCCCGGAACUCAGUGAUGCAGGAACUCUCAGAGCUCGAGAAGCAGAUUCAGGUGAUCCGCCAAGAGCUGCAGCUGGCUGUGAGCAGGAAAACGGAGCUGGAAGAGUAUCAAAGGACAAAUCGGACUUGUGAGUCCUAGGUGGCCAUGCUGUUCCCUUCUCUCAGUUCCUGGCAUUCCUCUGAGCCCUUGAGACACUUUGUAAUGCUCUUUUGUAACUACUGACGAAGGUGUGGGGAAGCUGAGGUUGAGGUCUUCUUAGAGGUCAAGUCUGCUCUCCCUCACCUACAGUAUGGCAGCAUCUCUUCCCACGCUCCCUCCCUAGGUCUCCAGGGUAAGAGCCUUUUUCAUAGCAGGAGUUGGAAACCAGGAGGAAACUCCAUGUAAGGGAUCUGUGAGUAACCAGACAACCCCAGCAGCUUUUCACUAGGUGCCACAGUAAUUUCUGGUUUUUAGCCCUCUCUGCACUUUCCACAAGAGAUAAAAUUGUUACACAUACCUAUGUUUUAUUGGGUUGUUGGUUUUAAUCUUAAUCUAGCACAGGAUUAUCCAGGGUUGCAGUUUUUGAUCCAGCUCCCCAAACUAAAUUUUUUUCCAGAUUCUGAAUGAGGAGCAAAGUUAAGAGUGAAAUAAACUUGGGGGAGAGGCAUACUUAAAAAUUAGCUGAGCUCAGUAUCACAGUUGGCAAGGAUGGAUGGGGUCAGGCAAGAGCUACUUAUUGAGAAGGUUCUAGAUCUCUGAUCCCAUCCUGGUUAUCAUUUAGUAGGAACAUGUUUGCACAACACUAUGAAAGGGGACAGAGAUAUGAGUGGGAGCAGAGGACAGGCAGAAGAGGCAUUAAAAUGCACAUCCUUCUUUUAGGACAAAAGCUCUGGGACAUCAGGCAAUUUGGCUGAGAAACGAAUAGGACUUGAAUUCUAAUCCAAGUAUCUCCAUCACAGUGUGUGCCUUUUAUAAGGGAAAAGAAAGAGAAAAGCGAAGCAAGGUUGUGGCCUUAGAAUGAACCUGGGAAUAUCUCUGUUUUUUGCCUAUAACAGAGAAUAGGAGCUGGCACUGUGGAUUAAGGGAAAUGUUCUCCACACCACACACUAGGCCAUUGUCAGAAAAGCAGCCACCUAUCCCUUAGUCACAGGAAUCCCAAAAUUGAACCAUGAGCCUAUGAAUAUUGCAAACUUCAACAUUCAGAAAUCUGCCCUGUCUAUGCUUUGUAGACUGGUAUAAUCACCAAGUCAGCCCUCCCAACCUCAUCCCCAUUUAUCUCUGAGGAGCCAUGAACAGAUCUUGGAUCCUGAUCAUCUUCCAGGCUGCAUCUAAUGCCCAAAAAAGAGAUGUGAGUAGUCCAGCUUCCCCCUCUGCCUGGAGACCCCUUUUCCAUUGUACAACUGCUUUAGCAUGCAGAGGGGGAAAGAAACAUGGGAAAUUUAGAAUACAUUUCCCAAGUGGUAGUGAAGAGUCGUACACAGAAUGCCAGUUGCCAGGAUCCUUCCCCAGACAGGGUAAGGGAGGGGGUCCAGAGGUAGGCUCAGAAACCCUACUUUAACCAAUACCCUUAGGUGGCUGACACAGGUGGUCAAAAAAUUACUCUGUUCUGGAAGUUUGGCUGCCCCCAGGAAUGGGGGCAAGUGAAAAUAUUGGGGGAGGGAUGCAAGGUGGGGUGGUGGUUAUCAUCAGGACACAUCUGAUGCACCUUCCAUACUCCACCUCCACUCCAGAGCGUCAUUUAGGUCUAGACCUCCCUGUUUAUCAAUUUUUGCUAUAUCUUUUUUGCUUAACCAAUUAAGUUGAAUGUCUACAAUGAGUUCACAGUGCUGGGUCGAGCACUAUGCUCUGUAGUAACUGCAGACAAUUGGAAAGGUGUCUCAAUCAUAAAAUUUUUCCCCCUACUUUUGGGUACAUGUCUGCAUUUCCACCAAGAGCUACCCAGUCCCUCAGGGAAAGAUAACACCCUAAGUUCUAAAUAGGUAACACCUUAGCAAUUAGUUGAGAAACCCCUGGAGUGGAGGUUGGGUCAGAAAUACCAACAAGGGAGGUGGGAGGACUUCACUGACCUCAUAUCAAACAGCUCAACAAUGAGAAAACAGUGAGCCCUGAAAACAGAACAAGGACAAUUUGUUUUGAAACACCUUACGCCUACAUUCUCAUCCCAGGCCUGUAGGAAGGUUUGCAGCUGCCUUUGGAAGGUUGCGCCCCUGAGCCCUCCCUACACAUGUGCAACAGCUAAAGAUGCUCUACAGACUCUGCCGUCAUGCUCUGCACACCCCUGAACCUCUGCGCAGUCCACAGGCUGAUGUUCAGCUGUACCUCAAUUCACACAACAGCCAUGCUCCUAAUGUUGUACAUGGACUUUUUUAUAAUGCAACUGAUUCUGACUGUACUUGAGAAGCUGGCUAUUUAAGGGAACCCAGAGGUGAAUUCUUUUGUAAAGUAAAUAAUCCUUUUGUAAUGCAAUUAAUUAUCCCUUAAUGUAUCUGUUUUGUAAGUUUGGAUUUUUGUAUAUCAGGUUUACCUUCGCUUCUCUAUGAGGCAUUCUGGGCAGUGGUGAUCACAUGCCAGACCACCCUACCUUUCCACAAAGCAGAUGAACAGUGCACGCUCCUCAAGCAUCUUCUGAGGAACUACCUGGCCAAAACUGUGGCCAGGAUGCAGCCAGAAGCAGCAGGGUUUAGGCCUACUGCUGUCAAUACUGCUUGAAACGCUUAAAUGUUCUGGGUAAAGAAAAACCGUAAUUGCUUGUGGUGAAAUGAAGCAGUCUUCAUGUUAAGUAGCAAUGAUUAUUUUUAUGGUAGUAAUUGAACUGUGUUUUGCAACUUGUGAAACAGUGUUGUACUUUGUAAAAAGAUUUCAUGAAGUGGUGGGACCUUGAAAACCUUCUUUCUGUUCUCCACUUCUGUUCUCUCAACUCUCUUCAGGCUAAAAAAAAAAAAAAAAAGAAAGAAAGAAAAAUCAGAAGCCUUCAGGUGGAAUGUGAGACUUUAGUGAAUUGGAGCUAAGGGAUGCCACCUUGCCUCCUUUUGUGUGCUCUCUCCUCGUAAACAAACUCUGGUGCUGGGAAACCUAGAAGAGGACAGUGUCCCAUGUUCCAAGGCAGAAUUCCUGGAAUGGGAGGCACACAGGAAAGCAUGACUGGAUGAGAUGGAACAGAUAUGGUUAUUUGGUUUGUGUCGAUAAGAAUAAGGGCCCCAGAGUAUAUGUAGAUAGAUGAGAAAGAAUCUUCCUCCAACAAUUAAAAACAAAUUGGAAGAAUUACUGGACAGCCAAAUGAAGAAGUCUCAGGGCCCUAAUCAGCUGAGGUUUUUAGUGGGCCGAGGGUGAUGCUCCAUUAUUUAUGAAUCUUCCGGUUGCACAAACCCUAUACAGGAGUUGCUUCUUCCCUUCCAGCCAGAGAAGUCGUAAGCAAAGUCGUAAUGUGCCUAGUAGAAUGGAGUUCUAUUAACUGAUGAGAGUUCUCAGUGCUGGUGCUGGGUGUCUACCCUUGGAGCAAGAGAAGCACUUCCUUGGUGUGAAUAAAGAACAAAGGGGAAGAAACCAUGCUAGAGCCUCUUUUUCUCCCAAACCAUAUUUUGAUGAGUCAGUCAGGAAAUCCAACCUGUCCUCAAAUAAAUUACUUUCUAGUCAUUAAAACCACUGUUCAACCCACACCAUUAUUCCUUUCUCUACCCACCUAAACAACACAUCUAAUCCAGAAUUCCCGCACUCCUUAUUUUUAGUUACUAAUCAUUUUAUGAAAAUAAUGUACUUCUAAGUAUUUUCUUAAGGUCUGUGAAGAGUAUUUGCAUUGUGUCUUCAUUUUAAUGUGUUUGCAAAUGCUCCGCUCCAAGAACUGAAAUGCUGUCUUGUGAGCAUGAAGUGAAUGGGCUGUUUUGCUCCAGCCACUUUUCUUGUACAACCAUGUGGAUGGACUAGAUGUCCUCAGGUCUUUUCCAUAUUCAGUUUCUAUGACUGUGGAAUAAAUGUUCAGAUAGAAACUUCACUUUCGGAUGUAUUGCUGCAUUGUCUUUGGGGACUCAGAUGUCAUGGUAACAGCUCACUUCUAAUAGAAGACCCAAUACUGCUAUGCUUUAUGCUUUGUUUCCUUGACAUAGUUCAAAGAAGUAGCACAUGCUAUGCUGAGAAAACUCGGACCCAGGCAUCAUGAAGUAGACUUGAAACAGCUUUAUCUGAAGAGGCACUACAGAAAAAAAACCACAGCACUUACAGAUCUCUAACAACUUUGCCCUAAUAGCCCUCACUAAGCAGUCCCACAAACAUCUGCUAAACAGUUUUCACUUAAGUGUCAAGCGCUAAAGACACAGUGAACAAGAUGGGUAUGGUCUCUAACUCAGAGACCUUUUCCCAAUCUGGUAUCUUCACAACCUGAAGACAGUACACUAAGAGCUAAUGUUUACUGGGCACUUACUAUAAAUCAUGACCUCAUUCAAUCUUCUUAACCCCAGGAAACUAAUACUUCAGAUAUACUCCAGAGUUGGUAAACAAGACCUACUAGUUUAUAGAUAAACUGAAGAUCAGAGAAAUUUUACCCAGGUCACACAGCCAGUAACAGUUGUAGCAGAGAUGUAAAUGCACAUUGCAAUGACUUAAUAUUGUCAGAAUUCUGAUCAUUGCCUUUCUCUUCCUCCUCUAAUCCCUUGUCUUAUUGCCUCCUGCUCAUGCCCUCAGCCUGGUCCCCAGUUCCACAGAAGACACAGAAACUGAUACAAGCACACCUACAUUUGUCCAUUUAAGUCACAACUAUAGCCUCUUAAAUCUUACCAAAAUAGCGUUUCAACAGUAUUUCUUGCUGUCCAGUCAAAAACUGAUACAAGCAUAGAUGUAAAUCACAUGGCAGACCACCAGAAUCAGACAUGUUGACAAUUUCUAACAAUCCAGGCAGUUUUAACUGUUCACAAAUUUGCAUUUGUGAAUCCUCUAGCCCAAUGCACUUGUGAUGCAUAUUGUUUUGGAAUAUACUGAAGUCAAAUCUCAUAAAAAUAUAAACCUAUUAUAACCAAAUUCAACUUCCAGGGAUGUUUGACAUCAUUCAGUCACUCACUUUUUGCAUGUUUAUAGUAAGCCAGGCACUGAGUUAGUUUAUGGAGGUAAAGAUCCUGAGGGCCAGCGCUGUGGCAUAGUGGGUAAAAGCUGCUACCUGUAGUGCUGGCCAUAUGGGCACCAGUUCCAGUCCCAGCUGCUCCCCUUCCAAUCCAGCUCUCUGCUAUGGCCUAAGAAAGCAGUGGAAGAUAGCCCAAGUCCUUGAGCCCCUGCCACCAACAUGGGAGAUGCGGAAGAAGCCCCUGGCUCCUGGCUUCAAAUCAGUCCAGCUCCGGCCUUUGCGGCCAUUUGGGGAGUGAACCAGCGGAAGAAGAGCGCGGUGUGUGUGUGUGUGUGUGUGUAACUCUGCAUU